Messenger RNA from Glycine soja, 2456 nucleotides. RefSeq names its product LIMR family protein At5g01460-like. Bases 334 to 1863 code for a protein of 509 amino acids. The transcript is spliced from 14 exons. Lineage: Eukaryota; Viridiplantae; Streptophyta; Magnoliopsida; Fabales; Fabaceae. The record is from RefSeq and is a predicted model, not a curated record.
AGCAUCACCAAUUCCCCUCCCUUUAUUAUUUGGAGUACAGCCUGGUUUGAAUUUCGCUUGCAACAGCAAACCACCCCAUUCGAAAUUACUCCCAUACCCCAAACAGUUUCCUCCUCACCCCUCUCCCAUCGCCAACGGUCACGAGGAUACAACAGUAAAUUUGACCUCACACCUCAAAACCACCACCGCUAACUGUAGCAAAAAACCACCACCGGAACAAAACCAAAUACCUCCUCUCCCUCUCUCCUCAUUUUCUCUCUCUAAACCAGAUCCGAACAAGCCCUAACCCUAAUUCCCAAUCCCACUCAUUCCUCUGAUACGAUCGUUUCGAAGAUGGGCGAUUUCAACCUCGCCCUGGUGAUCGUGGCGGUGGUGGUGUGCGUGAUCGUGUUCCUGGUGAACGUGUACCUCCUCGUGAACUACCAGCACCCCGAUGACGCCAACCAGGCCUACUUCCCCAAAUUCGUCGUCGUUUUGGGCCUCUCCGUCGCCGCCAUCUCCAUCCUCAUGCUCCCCGCCGACGUCGCGAAUCGCCAGGCCUGCCGCCACGCGAUCUACAACGGCGCAUGCAGCCUCACGCUCCCCAUGAAGGACCUCUGGCUCGCCGUCUACAUCCUCGACGCUGUCCUCGUCUUUUUCGUUAUCCCCUUCGCCAUGUUCUUCUACGAGGGCGACCAGGACAAGAGUGUGGGGAAGAGGAUUAAGAGUGCGUUGAUGUGGAUGGUCACCACGGCUAUAGUGUGCGCCCUCGUUCUGGGAAUUUUGUAUGGGCUGGUUGGUAAGGUGGACUUUACUAUUAGGCAUCUCUCUUCAUCCACAACUUCAUUUCCUAGCACAUGGACAUUCAGUAGUGGUCAACCUUGUAUUGGAAGUGAUGCCCAUCAGUGUUCAGCAUUCUCUGCUAGUCCUUCAUCAGAGAAAACAUGGACCAUGCGUACUACCUUUCCAGAAUAUGUUGUUGCACUUGCUACUAUUGUUGGAUCUGUGCUUUUUGCUAUAUUUGGUGGUGUUGGUAUUGCCUGUCUUCCAUUAGGACUUAUAUUUUCAUUUAUUCGGCGUCCAAAGGCUGUUAUCACUCGCUCGCAGUAUAUCAAGGAAGCCACUGAACUGGGUAAAAAAGCAAGAGAACUAAAAAAAGCAGCUGAGGCACUACAUCAGGAAGAAAGAAGUGGUUCAAAGGGUAGAAAGUUUCGUAAAAAUGUGAAGGAAGUUGAGAAGGAGUUGUUUCAAUUAGAAGAAGAUGUAAAGCUUCUUGAAGAGAUGUAUCCACAAGGGGAAAAGGCUGAGACAACAUGGGCUCUAACAGUUCUUGGUUACCUGGCAAAAUUUGUUUUGGGAAUUUUAGGGUUGAUUGUUUCAGUGGCGUGGGUCACUCAUAUAAUUAUCUACCUAUUAAUUGAUCCUCCACUUUCUCCUUUCUUGAAUGAAGUUUUCAUUAAGCUAGAUGAUGUCUGGGGUCUUCUUGGCACUGCUGCAUUUGCAUUUUUCUGCUUCUACCUUCUCCUUGCUGUGAUUGCUGGUGCCAUGAUGCUUGGACUGAGACUAGUAUUCAUUACUAUACAUCCCAUGAAGUGGGGAGGAACUCUCAUGAACUCUUUUCUGUUUAAUGUGGGCCUUAUUCUUCUUUGUUCCAUUAGUGUGAUCCAGUUCUGCUCCACAGCAUUUGCCUACUAUGCUCAAGCAACUGCAGCCCAGGAAAUAUUUGGCCACACUUUGGAGUCUCUUCGAGGAAUUAAAUAUUUGUACAAGUACAAUGUAUUCCAAAUUGCAUUUGUUGUUUUGGCUGGAUUGACCUUUGUGUAUUACGCUGCCUUUGGAUGGAGAAGAAAAAAGCCUAGUGGCAGGUUCCAAUUGUCUACAUGAGGUAUGGCGUAGCCUGGAAAAGCACUUUCUGGAGUGAGCCAUCGGGGAUUCCUUGCAUCAUUUUAGAGUGUUUUUAAUAUUUGGAUGUGUUUUGGCCUAGAGUUGUUUUAUGUUGAAAGCUAUAGAGCAAGCUGAUCAUCAUCUGAGUAGAAUAAUCUGAUACGGUCGAAUCAUUAGUUGGGUGCUAGUGCUGCAACUUUGGCCUUUGCCUCUUCUGUUGCCGUUGUAUGUAUUAUUCCUUUGAUUGUGUUACAUCCCACUCGUUAUGUAAUUAAACUGUUAUUACGUGUAUGCAAAGAGUACUGGAUUCCUUCAAUACUGCGAGGUAACACAACCCUUGCCAAAUAGAAGUUGUACGAGCAGGGUAGUUUUUUUUUUUUUUAAUGAUCAUACUUGUUUUUGUACUUCAUUCAUUCUUUGUGUGAUAGGUUUCUUAGUAGAGCUUUCAGAUUGUGUAUUACCGUUUUGAAGUUCUUUUGCAUUUGAUGUUUAUGUAGCCACCUUUGUUUUUAGCUGAAGUGGUUAUAUACUCUCCCUUCUCUAUGGAGUAGCUACAUACUUUCACUACAUUUGAUAUUCAAUUUCUUCGAGUA